Molecule: messenger RNA, 1836 nt
Organism: Pseudozyma flocculosa PF-1
Lineage: Eukaryota; Fungi; Basidiomycota; Ustilaginomycetes; Ustilaginales; Ustilaginaceae
Exons: 2
Coding region: 1-1836 (611 amino acids)
Biological process (GO): ubiquitin-dependent protein catabolic process; regulation of protein catabolic process
Cellular component (GO): proteasome regulatory particle, lid subcomplex; proteasome complex
Molecular function (GO): enzyme regulator activity
Source: RefSeq, a predicted model, not a curated record
AUGCCAGACACGUCGGCCUCCGCAGCCGCUGCUGCCAACACCGCCGCUGCGGCCCCGGCGGCAAAGGCAAAGCAGGCACCGCCCAAGCCCACCGAGCGCGACCAGCUCCUCGCCCUCAUCCGCCACAACCUCCUCCUCAUCGAGCGCAGCGUCUCCCACGUAGAGCAGCGCUUCACCGCCCGAGUCCUCCGCACCCUCCCCUACGUCCGCCGCAAGGUCAAUGCCUACCCGGACGUCCUCGCCCUCGCCAUCGACGAGGCCAUUGUCGCCCAGGACGCGGCCGCCAACAAGUCCCACCUCCUCGCCUUCCUCCCCGCCCCCUACUCUCCCUCGCCCGCCCCCCCUGCCUCGUCCUCGUCCUCGGCCCCGGCCGGCGCCGACUCGAUGGACAUCGAUACCGACCAGUCCUCCAAGAACGACGACAAGGCGGCGGCCAGCAAGUCUUCGGCGCAAGCGGCAGCGACCCCGGCUGCCCCCGCCCAGAGGCUGCUCGAGGCUCAGCCCGAGGUGCACGCCUACCUUCGCCUGCUCGUCCUCGUCCACCUCGCCGACACCCACCACUACGACCAGGCGUCCCAGGAGGCCGUCGCGUCGCUCCAGACCAUCACGUCGCUCAACCGGCGCACCCUCGACCAGCUCGGCGCAAAGACCGUCUACUACUUUGGCCGCGCCGAGGAGCUCAAGGCCGAGGCCGCGCGCGCAAAGGGCGCCAAGGUCGACGCCGGCCUCACCUCGAUCCGCAGCCAGCUCCUCGCCAUCCACCGCACCGCGUCGCUCAGGCACGACUCCGAGACCACCGCCACCGUCAUCAACCUCCUCCUCCGCUCCUACAUUGUCGAGUCCAACCUGUUUGAUCAGGCCGACAAGCUCGUCGCCCGCGCCCCCUUCCCGCGCUCCAGCGCCAGCAACCCGCAGGUGGCCCGCUACGACUACUACGUCGGCCGCAUCCGCGCCGUCCAGCUGAGCUACACCGACGCCCACACCCACCUCCAGCAGGCCAUCCGACGCGCUCCCCAGAUCUCGCAGCAGAAGCACAACGACGCCGCCGCGAAAAAGGCAGAGCAGCAGCCUGAUGGUGCCGCCGACGGUGCGGCCGCCGCGUCCAAGGACGAGGCUGCUCCUGUCGCCGCCGCCGCCGCCGCCGCCGCGCCCUCGGUCCCGGCGAGCCAGUCGCAGCCGGCGGCGGGCUUCCUGCAGACGGCGUACAAGUUCCUCGUCGUCGUCGAGCUGCUCAUGGGCGACAUCCCGGAGCGCAGCAUCUUCCGGCUGCCCGUGCUGAGGCGGGCGCUGGCGCCCUACAUGGAGAUCGUGCAGGCGGUUCGGGUGGGCGACCUGUCGCUCUUCCAGACGACGCUGCAGAAGCACAGCGCGCUCUUCCAGGCCGACAAGACCUACUCGCUCAUCCUGCGCCUGCGCCACAAUGUCAUCAAGACGGGCAUCCGCAUGAUUUCGCUGAGCUACUCCAAGAUCUCGCUGUCCGACAUUACGCGCAAGCUGCACCUCGAGAGCGAGGAGGACGCCGAGUACAUUGUCGCCAAGGCCAUCCGCGACGGCGUCGUCGACUCGAGCGGCACCCGCGUCGACCACGAGCGCGCCGAGAUGGUCAACCGCGAGAAAAAGGACGUCUACGAGACCGAGGAGCCCAUGCAGCAGUUCCAGCAGCGCAUCCAGUUCUGCCUCCAGCUCCACAACGAGAGCGUAAAGGCGAUGCGAUACCCGCUCAACGGGCACAAGGCCGAGCUGGCGUGGGCAUCCGAGGCGCGCGAGCGCGAGCGCGAGCUGGCCAACCAGAUUGAAGGCGGCGACAUAGACGGGUCAGACGACGAGUGGGCCUAG